UCCGGCGUCUCCGUGUGCGUCAAAAGUCGCGGAUCCAUUUUGCAUCUUGCCUCUUCGUUUAGAGUCAACGAUGCAGGAUGAAGGGCAACAGCUACCAGGUUGCCAUCCUCAGUGAGGGGGUCCCUAUUCCCGAGUAUGGUCUAGCAUCAGACCGAGAGCUAUAUCGUUGCUAUAUACCCAGUGAAGUUGGGAAGCGAUUCAUCGUGGACGUCGUCAAUCUCUUUCCUGAUUAUGAUAUAGAGGCGCGAAUCUUUAUUGAUGGUCGACUUCUCGCGAGGACGGCUGUCAAGCGAAUGAGCCACAACUGGGCCGAUGGGGCUCAAGUCAAGAAUAAUGUAAUCCGUCCGUUUGUGUUCUCAGAUGUUGUUUUAACAGCAGAUGACGAGACAGUGGCCAAUCCAGAUCAAGUCAACCUGCAGCAUCUUGGGUCUAUAGAAGUCCAUAUUUUGCGGGUCGUUGUACAGGACGAACAGCUCUGGGAUGGCGAGAUGUACUACCAAGAUAUUGGCCCAAUUCACGAACGGUCAAAGAAAGCGGGCGCUCAUCAAGUCUUCAGGCUCGGUGACCAGGAAAUGGCCUCACCCGUAGAAUACGCAACAGUCUCUAGGAUUGAUCAACCACACACUCCCUAUGCCAAAUUCAUAUUCUACUACCGUUCUAAAGAACUUCUCCAAGCCGAGAAUAUCAUCCCGUAUAGCACUAAUAUUCCACCUCUCAAGUCAAUCGAACCCUUUCGUCUACAGAACCCACCACCGUCUAGCGCUUUCAGGAAGCGAACGUCAAUGUCCUUCUUGGACGAUGAUGCCAUAAUGCCUAUCAAGAGGACCCGGUAUGAGUCGCCUGAUGAGAUGCCAAUGAUGGACCAUCCAGAUGUGUACUCUUCACAAGGGCCCUCCACCGUGGCCAUUUCUCAACUGCAAAUUGCCAAACCUCCACCCGGCGAGUCCGAUGAUUCCACUGACAUCCACUCGCUCGAGAGCCAACUAGCUGAGAUGACUAAACAGACCAAGGCCAUUACGGAGAAGAUAGCUGCACUGAAAGCCAGGAAAGCCGCUGAAGCCGCUGCUCAGGCAGAGGCCCAAGUUCACGCUCAAGUUCACGCCCAGGCGCAAGUCCAUGCCCAGGCUCAUGCUCACGCUCAGGCCCAGGCACAAGGGCAAACACCUCCCGCGACAAUGGCCGCGGUUACCAGCCUCCCUCCCUCCUCAUACUUUAGGCGAGACAACUACUACGGAAUGCCCAGCAGCGGACAAGGACAACAACGCUGGCUCCAAUGAUACCCCGGGAUGGUACGUGGUGAGAGAAUAUGGAGAAAUGACAUCGACCUCAUAGGACUUUGGGCUAGUUCCAAGGAAUAUACCUUUGCGAUACCUCUUACGGACAUACCAUGGACUCGGUUGCUGCACUUUCCUUCAACAACACACCGAACACUUUGUGACAUAUGCUAUCGUUCUUCGCUGUGCUAUGUUGUGCAAAAUCUGUUCUAAUACUGUACUCGCCCGCUGCUGCUUGUAAUCAAAUCUAAUCAGGGUUCUUUCUGUGCUGUUUCUCGAAUAAUUGCUUCUUGUCUCUUUUCUCAAACGCGAUUUCCGUGCUCAUAGGAUUCAUGUGACAUUAC
Messenger RNA from Somion occarium, 1618 nucleotides. NCBI's taxonomy places the organism in Eukaryota, Fungi, Basidiomycota, Agaricomycetes, Polyporales, Cerrenaceae. The record is from the annotation of a GenBank genome assembly.